Molecule: messenger RNA, 2440 nt
Organism: Hyalella azteca
Lineage: Eukaryota; Metazoa; Arthropoda; Malacostraca; Amphipoda; Hyalellidae
Product: intraflagellar transport protein 140 homolog
Biological process (GO): intraciliary retrograde transport
Cellular component (GO): axoneme; intraciliary transport particle A; ciliary basal body
Molecular function (GO): protein binding
Source: RefSeq, a predicted model, not a curated record
AGAUUUUUUCUUUCUCAUAUUAAAACCAUAAGGCUUCAUGCAUAAUGACAUUAUAUUUUGACAGUAUUAUUCAGAAUCCUACAAGCCAUGCUAUUAACACACAUAUGGCCUGGCACAGUGAGGCAUCAUGCCUUGCUGUUGCAUCAUACAGUGAAGAAAAAGGUGGUACUGUAAAUGUUUAUACUGGUGAGGGCAAGUUGUGUUCUGAAGUGGACAUUCCCCCUCACCCAACUGCUCAAGUAACAUCACUUGCAUGGCAUCCCAUCCAGCGGCUGCUGGCAGUGGGGUGGGAGACGGGAGAAUUGUAUCUAUGGAAUGACCAUGAAGAAGAACUUCACCAAAUCCAGUCCCUGCAUCGAGCAGCCAUAACUAUACUUGAGUUUAGUCAUGCUGGGUCACGUCUUGUAACAGCUGACCAGUCUGGCUCAGUGGUUGGCUGGCGCAGCAGCAGCUCGGGUAACCUACAGACAGCCUUCACACACGAGCUCAAAGAUUCCCUGUCUCAGGUUGUCUUCAGAGCCUCACCUCAGGACCGAACCAACGCUGCUAUUGAUAUCAAUGGGCUGGCGCGCGCGGCAGUGAGCGGGGACGAGAAGGCGCUGGACAUGUUCAGCUCGUGGCGUCCCCGCACGGGGCACAAGCGCGCCGCCCUCACCACCGCCCCGCCCCGCGAGAACGUCUCCUUCUACCUCGGCUCUGCGUCGGGGGUCGUGUACCACGUGUCGGAGGGCGGGGCGUUCGUACAAGUGCUGCAGGCAGAGGGCGCCAUCCUGCGACUGCUGCAGCACCAGCAGCGUCAGCUCCUCGUGGUCAUCACAGACGCGCUGGUGCUCGCUCAGUUCUCCACGGACGCUGAUGGCGCCGUGCGCGAGAUCUCCAAGGUAAAGCUGAGCACGGGCCGGUCAGCUGACAUUCACCUGUGCUGGGCGACGUCAGGCGUCAUGGCUGUCAGCACCGGCGACGCGUGCGUGCGUCUCUGGAACAUCGACAGCGGCGACAACUUUGUCCUCAGCCUCAAACCUGCGCUCGGCUUCAAGGAUAACGAGGCCAUCAUGUGCCUCUCGUUCUGCCAUGUGUCAGAGGUGGUGGUGGCCUCGCUGUUUGUGUCAGAGGAGCACGGCACAAUAGUACAGGAUGUGCUGCCUCUGCCGCCCCUCUACACCCGCCUCCUGGGGGUGCAGGUUCCCCACGUCUACCUCCUCAACAACAGGGAGACUAAUCCUGUAAAGCUGAGCACGGGCCGGUCAGCUGACAUUCACCUGUGCUGGGCGACGUCAGGCGUCAUGGCUGUCAGCACCGGCGACGCGUGCGUGCGUCUCUGGAACAUCGACAGCGGCGACAACUUUGUCCUCAGCCUCAAACCUGCGCUCGGCUUCAAGGAUAACGAGGCCAUCAUGUGCCUCUCGUUCUGCCAAAGCAAAAAUAUGCUGUGUGCGGGCACGGGCAGCGGGCACCUCGCCAUGUGGCGCUACGAGCAGCAGACGCGCCCUGCCGACGCCGCUCUGUGCAGUACAUCACUAAGAGUGUACACGCUACAGGUACGCUCUGUACAAGGCUCGGUGCUACAGAAGCUCAGCUUCCCAGAGUCCGAAGGACAGCCUGUAGGACUCGACCUGUGCGGGAACUUCAUGCUGUCCUACACCAUCCUGGGACACGUCAAGAUCUGGGACGUCUCAGGCCGUGAAGUGAAGGCGGUGAGCGGCUCUAAGAACUUCGCUGACGUCAUCAAAGACUUCGGUGAAAUCAUGAGCGGUCGCGUCAACAGCACCGGCACCAAGGCCUCCGUGACGGCCGCUCAGACCUCCCUGCUGCCGGACCCCAAACUCUACAUCUGGGACCUCAAUACCGACACUGUUACUUACUUCAACUUCGCGUCUGGUCAGCACGAGGACGACGACCUGGACGGCAGCGCGCCCCCCAACAGCGCCGACACUCUGCACUCCUCCGACACGGCGGGACACGACCGGGCUAAGCGCGAGGCAGCACGCGAGGUGUGCGGCCGCUUCAGCCGCAGCCACACCUGGGACCGCGAGGACGCGCGCCUCUUGCUGUGUGAGGCCGUGGCCACUGCGCCUCAGCACUCGCCCUCUGCCUCCUUCGCUGCCCUACAGCCCUCCAGCCUCAUCCUGCGGCCUCACCCCGCCAAGACAAGCGUGGUGGUGGCCUCGCUGUUUGUGUCAGAGGAGCACGGCACAAUAGUACAAGAUGUGCUGCCUCUGCCGCCCCUCUACACCCGCCUCCUGGGCGUGCAGGUUCCCCACGUCUACCUCCUCAACAACAGGGAGACUAAUCCUGACGGCGGUCUGAUAACGCAGCGCGUGAUGCGGGACUUUGCAGGGCUGGAGGACAGUGACCGCCUCACGCGGGAGGCCAUGCUUAACUUCUCCUUUUUUCUGGCCAUCGGCAGCAUGGACGACGCCUUCCAGGCCAUCAAGGCCAU